GUCUCGUCUCUAAAGAGUGGAGAAAGCAUCUACCUUCUUUUCAUUUCCCACAGCUAUUUGAGCACGAUGACAUCGACAGUGUUUGCUCUCUAUCUCGCAUGUCUGCUCUGGGGGGAAAUGGCUCAGACGACCGAUCUGAAAUCCUCCUCGUCUGUUCGUCAAGAGAAAGGUUUUGUAUCAGUUAAAGCGAGGGAGAACUUCACUUUGCAGUGUUUCUAUGGAGGCAUUGUUGGUGCAAGGAUUUACUGGUACAAGCAAACACUGGGACAGAAACCAAGGCUCAUCUCCAACUUCUAUACGUAUGAUAAAAAAAAAUAUUUGUAUGGCGAAUUCAAGAACAAUUCACGUUUCACAUUGGAUACUGAAAAUGGUAAAAAUCACUUUACAAUUGCAGACAUGCGCAAUUCAGACUCAGGUACUUACUACUGCAUAAGUUGCUAUCUAUACGCGUUGGAAGUCUUGGCGAGCAUUCUAGUCAGUGUAGAGGGUUCAGGUUUGAACGUCCCAACUUUGGUCCAGCAGUCAGGAUCUGAGACCGUCCAGCCAGGAGGCUCUGUGACUCUGAACUGUACAGUACACACUGGGAUCUGUGAUGGAGAACACAGUGUUUACUGGUUCAGAAACUCUGAAGAAUCUCAUCCAGGACUCAUCUACACCCAUGGAGGCAGGAAUGAUCAGUGUGAGAAGAAACCCAACACACAAACACACACCUGUGUCUACAACCUGCCAAUAAAGAGCCUGGAUACGUCUCAUGCUGGGACCUACUACUGUGCUGUUGCCUCAUGUGGACACAUACUGUUUGGAAACGGGACCAAGCUGGACGUUAAAGUCCGUCUCUCUGCAGAUGGGGUGGACUCUACUGUCUUGGUGUAUUUCUUGAGUGGAACUUCGACAUUCGCCUCCAUCCUGAGUGUUUUACUGGCUUUCUCCGUGUGCAUGAUGAGCAAGAGAAGCAGCUGCCAAUCUACAGAGUCUCAAGCAAGACUUUCAGCUUCCUCCACAACAAAUGCAAAGGGUUACCAACACGGAGAAAAACUCUAUUAUGCUGCUUUAAGUGUCAACCUGCACAACAGAUCAAGAAGACAGAGGGAUCCGACCUGGAGUGAAUGUGUGUACUACAGCGUCAAGCAGUAGAAGUGGACAUAUUGUAUUUGUACUUUUGCGUAAGACAGGGAUUUCUUCAUGCCUCUUUUAAAGUGUAAUAUAAAUGUAUAUCUAAGUUUGAAAUAAAUAUGCUUUUAAAGCUUCUUUGUUGUCCUGCAGCCCAAAAUAAAUCACUCUUCUUUGCUAAUGUGCUUAUUUAGGAUACAGAUUUUUGUCUCCACAUUGUUCUUGCAAAUACACCAUGUAUCUAAAAUGAUUCUUUAAUUGUUAAUUAAUUUUAUUUAGAUUAUUUUUAGUACAUAUGCAUAAAUGUUUUUUUUAUGAUUUAUCCAGUAUAUUAAGAAGCUCACAUUCAUCGAUGCUGUAAAAGUCACUCACAUGCUUUUAGGAUCAAGAUCAUCCUAUACUUUUUAUCUAUCCUCACUGUUUGUUUGUUUUUUAAACAAAUCAUAUGUUUUUGUAUGUGAAAUGUAUGUUGUUAAUGAUCAAAUAAACAUA
Sebastes umbrosus (honeycomb rockfish) is the source of this 1602-nucleotide messenger RNA. RefSeq lists its product as uncharacterized. The record is from RefSeq and is a predicted model, not a curated record. Bases 67 to 1134 code for a protein of 355 amino acids. Lineage: Eukaryota; Metazoa; Chordata; Actinopteri; Perciformes; Sebastidae. The transcript is spliced from 5 exons. Gene Ontology annotation, biological process: response to bacterium.